CAGGCGACGACGCGCCGGAGGUCCGGCCGAGGGAGGGAGGGAGCGAGUGAGCGAGAGAGAGAGAGAAGGAGAGAGAGAGCGAGCGGGGCCGGAGCUGCCGCUGGAGCCCGCGGCGCCGAGCGAGGGUCUUCCCACUGAACUUGGAGCUCACAGUUUAUUUGGUGAGUCGCAAGGAUCCCUGUCUCCACCCGCCGCAGCGCUGGGGCGACAGGCAGGCUUUCAUGCAUGAGCUCCAGGGCCCUUCUCCCAUUACAACCCUCUGCUGUCCAUAACUGACACAGUUCUCGCUCGCUGACGGGUGAACAGAACUCACCGUGCUUCACGCCCACCCUCACAGAGCUUCUUGUCUGUAGAAGUCCUUGUGCAGAUGUUUGACUAGAGAGAGAACUUGCUUCGGGGGAGCUCUUGGGUCCCGGUUUUCUUCUAGUGAACUUGGAGCCUUUGAAAUUUGACGUCUCGGAUGAUCUUACAGCGAUCCCAGCCCUGAAUAAAAUCAUACGCCUUUCAAGUGUUCUGUAGCAACACAAAAGUCUAAAAUAGAUUGUGAGCCAUGGCUAUGUGGAUACAAGCUCAGCAGCUCCAAGGAGAUGCCCUUCACCAGAUGCAAGCCUUAUACGGUCAGCACUUCCCCAUCGAGGUGCGCCAUUACUUGUCCCAGUGGAUCGAAAGCCAAGCGUGGGACUCAAUAGAUCUUGAUAAUCCACAGGAGAACAUUAAGGCCACUCAGCUCCUGGAGGGCCUGGUGCAGGAGCUGCAGAAGAAGGCGGAGCACCAGGUGGGGGAAGACGGCUUUCUGCUGAAGAUCAAGCUGGGGCACUACGCCACGCAGCUCCAGAACACCUAUGACCGCUGCCCCAUGGAGCUGGUCCGCUGCAUCCGGCACAUUCUGUACAAUGAACAGAGGCUGGUCCGGGAAGCCAACAACGGCAACUCUCCGGCCGGAAGUCUUGCUGACGCCAUGUCCCAGAAGCACGUUCAGAUCAACCAGACAUUCGAGGAGCUGCGCCUGGUCACGCAGGACACGGAGAACGAGCUGAAGAAGCUGCAGCAGACCCAGGAGUACUUCAUCAUCCAGUAUCAGGAGAGCCUGCGCAUCCAAGCUCAGUUUGCCCAGCUGGCCCAGCUGAACCCCCAAGAGCGCCUGAGCCGGGAGACGGCCCUGCAGCAGAAGCAGGUGUCCCUGGAGGCCUGGCUGCAGCGCGAGGCCCAGACCCUGCAGCAGUACCGCGUGGAGCUGGCCAAGAAGCACCAGAAGACGCUGCAGCUGCUGCGCAAGCAACAGACCAUCAUCCUGGACGACGAGCUGAUCCAGUGGAAGAGGCGGCAGCAGCUGGCCGGGAAUGGGGGACCCCCUGAGGGCAGCCUGGAUGUGCUGCAGUCCUGGUGUGAGAAGUUGGCCGAGAUCAUCUGGCAGAACCGGCAGCAGAUCCGCCGGGCUGAGCACCUGUGCCAGCAGCUGCCCAUCCCCGGCCCCGUGCAGGAGAUGCUGGCCGAGGUCAAUGCCACCAUCACGGACAUCAUCUCCGCCCUGGUCACCAGCACAUUCAUCAUCGAGAAGCAGCCCCCUCAGGUCCUGAAGACGCAGACCAAGUUCGCUGCCACCGUGCGCCUGCUGGUGGGCGGGAAGCUGAACGUGCACAUGAACCCCCCGCAGGUGAAGGCCACCAUCAUCAGUGAGCAGCAGGCCAAGUCCCUGCUCAAGAACGAGAACACCCGCAACGAUUACAGUGGGGAGAUCCUGAACAACUGCUGCGUCAUGGAGUAUCACCAGGCUACGGGCACCCUCAGCGCCCACUUCAGAAACAUGUCCCUGAAACGGAUUAAGAGGUCUGACCGCCGUGGCGCAGAAUCCGUGACGGAAGAAAAAUUCACCAUCCUGUUUGACUCGCAGUUCAGCGUUGGUGGAAAUGAGCUGGUCUUUCAAGUCAAGACCCUGUCGCUCCCAGUGGUGGUGAUCGUUCAUGGCAGCCAGGACAACAACGCGACCGCCACUGUCCUCUGGGACAAUGCCUUUGCAGAGCCUGGCAGGGUGCCAUUUGCCGUGCCCGACAAAGUGCUGUGGCCGCAGCUGUGCGAAGCUCUCAACAUGAAAUUCAAGGCUGAGGUGCAGAGCAACCGGGGCCUGACCAAGGAGAACCUGGUGUUCCUGGCGCAGAAACUGUUCAACAGCAGCAGCGCCCACCUCGAGGACUACAACGGCAUGUCCGUGUCCUGGUCCCAGUUCAACAGGGAGAACCUGCCGGGACGGAACUACACUUUCUGGCAGUGGUUUGACGGCGUGAUGGAGGUGUUAAAAAAACAUCUUAAGCCUCAUUGGAAUGAUGGGGCUAUCUUGGGUUUCGUGAACAAGCAACAGGCCCACGACCUGCUCAUCAACAAGCCAGAUGGGACCUUCUUGCUGAGAUUCAGUGACUCGGAAAUUGGAGGCAUCACCAUUGCCUGGAAGUUUGAUUCUCAGGAAAGAAUGUUUUGGAAUCUGAUGCCUUUUACCACCAGAGACUUCUCUAUCCGGUCCCUGGCUGACCGUCUGGGGGACUUGCAUUACCUUAUCUACGUGUUUCCGGAUCGGCCAAAAGACGAAGUGUAUUCCAAAUACUACACGCCAGUCCCCUGCGAGCCUGCCACUGCUAAAGCAGUCGACGGCUACGUGAAACCGCAGAUCAAGCAAGUGGUCCCUGAGUUCGCGAGUGCAUCCGCAGACCCUGGCGCUGGCCCGACCUACAUGGACCAGGCCCCCUCCCCGGCGGUGUGCGCCCAGGCUCACUACAACAUGUACCCACAGAACCCUGACUCGGUCCUUGACACCGAUGGGGACUUCGACCUGGAAGACACGAUGGACGUGGCGCGGCGGGUGGAGGAGCUCUUGGGCCGGCCCAUGGACAGUCAGUGGAUCCCGCACGCGCAGUCAUGACCCGACCUCGCCAUCUUCAACUUCGUCAUCCCUGCCCGAGGAACUCCUCUUGUGGAUGGUUUAAUUCCAUGAAUCGCUUCUCUUUGGAAACAAUAUUCAUAAUGUGAAGUGUUAAUACUAGUUGUGACCUUAGUGUUUCUGUGCAUAGUGGCACCAGUGAAAGGAGUGAGUAUACGUUGUGAGUGUGAGUGUGCGUGUGUGAGUUUGCACCUUGUGGUUUUGUUUUGUUGUGGGUUUUUUGGGUGUGUGUGUGUGCGCGCGCGUGUGUUUGUGUCUUCUGUUCCUUGCUGUCCAGAGUCUAGCUGUGGCACCUGGGCACCAGAGGCUGGGCUUGUUUUCACCUUGUGCUUAAAAAGGCAGCGAGUUCUAUGAACCCUGGAACCCGGCCAUGUGUCGUAAAGGUGGCCGAACUUCGACAUGUGACUGUUCACGCAAAGAAGGACAAAGGGAGGAAAAGCCACCUCCUCUCUGGGGAGUCUUCAUCUCUCUGCCAGGCAGUCCGUGCAGACUGCCAUCGUCUCUGCCUAUCGACUGCCUUUUGGCAAAGAAAGCCAGUCCUCCCGUGCCCCCUCUUCUCUGCCCGCGCGGGGCCAAGAAGGUGGUUGAGCGCAGUCACAGGUUUUGUGGACGGGUGAUGGUUUUCUCCCAUCCCACUGAACCCAUCCUGACACCAUGUCUUUGUUCUGCUCUUCUCCCCCCCCCCCCCACCCGCCUUUGCUUAUUGUCCCUGUUUCUGGAAUUGCCACUCGGUUCUCAGUGUGUAUACCAGUGUAGUCAUGCUCGGCAAGACAGAGGGAAGGAAGGAGGGCCACCGACCAGAGAGCUGACAGUUCCUGCUUCUCUGCUCUGCCAGAGUGGCAUGGCGUGCCCAGCGGUGGCUCCAAGCUCUGGGCUUGGACCCCCGGUGCCUCCCCCUCUAGGCUUUCUGAUAAUGGCUUUUUGCAAAUGUAGAAUGAUGUUUUUGUCUCUAAAUUGAGCCUUUUUAUGUUUUCCCCUUCACAUCCUAAUUUGACAUCAAAUUUCUCUCUUCCUGCAUCAGAUCCUGGGCCAUCUGUCCCCAGGUCACCCCUUUUCCCUUCACUGUCACACACCGGCAGGAAUGUGACCUGGGCCUGGGCCAGCCUGCCAAGCAGGCAGCCACCCGCUGCAGGGUGCUGGGUGUUGGGUGCUGGUAGUUGGGGGAAAUGCAGUCAGCAGGUUUGCUGGGAAGUCUGGUGAACUGUAAAAACAAAACAAGGCUCGGUGGGCGUUUGUUCCGCAAUUUCCUUCCCAGCGUCAUGCCGGGAAGGAAGGAAGGGGCUGCGGCAGGCAGGUGGGAAGAGGGGUGAGGGGGAGCUUACCGCUCAGGCCUGCAAAGCCCCCUCGGCCCCCUCUCCAAAACAAGGACAGAGCCACACCCAGAGAGAGGAAGGCCCAAAAACCUUAUUUUUAUACGUGCAAGUAAAUAUACCUAUUUUUUUUACAAAAAUAACUUCUGAAUUUAUCAGUGUUUUGCUGUUAAAAGAAAUACUCCUCUGUAGUAAAUUAUUUAUUGGAAGAUGACUUUAAAAGCUGCUGUUCGCCUUGGCUUGGUUCCAUACACUGAUUUUUCUAUGCCUGGCAGUAGCUUCUCUGCCUCAGGUGCAUACCUGGGCACCAAUGUGGAGGGAGAGGGUGCUGAGUCCCUUCCUUCCCCCUCAGGAUUUGAUCCAAAUUCCCUCCGUGAGGUUGGGAAACAGUUGAAACCACUUGGGGACCCUGGCUUACAGAACCUUUCCCCUGCCUGUCACUCAAAUGACCCGUAUGUCUGAGCAACCCUGGCAGGGGUGUGGACUUACUUGACACACGUUCACACUGGCCUGCAUAGGGCAGAGUAUCCUGGCACCUCCGGUAGCUCCAGUCUUACUCUGCCAUUGACAUCAGGUUGGAGAGGAAGAUGUCAAAAAAGCUUUAAAAAUAAAAAUAAAAAAGGCUUUGGCACCCUUGCUAAGCUCCCCCAGGGUUUUACCCAGGCUGUGUCUAGAGAUGGGAGAGGCUUUUGACUGGAAGGUCUGCUUGCUGUCUACAUUCUGGUCUCUCUUUGCCCUGCUCCUGCACCCAGAGGAAGAAGCGAGGGCAAACCUCCGCCCCAGCCUCUCACCUGCUCCCAAUGCACGCGGGCAGGCAGGCACGCACACACGCGGGCACGCAUGUGGGCAGGCGGGCACGCACACACGCAGGCAGGCACUCAUGCACAAGUCGAGAGCCUCAGCUUGUGGCGUGGCGUGUGUGGAGCUCGGUAGAGCUGGAGGGGGCUCAAAGUGGGUAUCUCUUACAAUGAAAGUAUACUUUUUGUAAUUUUUCUUUUUACUUUGUUUAUUUCAGAUACAUAUUUAGUGUCAAGGCAGAUUAGUAAUAGCCACCAAAAAAAAAAAAAAGUAUUGUGUACAAUUUGGAGCAGUCACAAAAUUGUGUAUUUUAUGUUACAAUAAAGGCGUCUUCUGAAGGGCAA
Molecule: messenger RNA, 5381 nt
Organism: Jaculus jaculus (lesser Egyptian jerboa)
Lineage: Eukaryota; Metazoa; Chordata; Mammalia; Rodentia; Dipodidae
Gene: Stat5b
Product: signal transducer and activator of transcription 5B
Exons: 22
Coding region: 551-2911 (786 amino acids)
Biological process (GO): cell surface receptor signaling pathway via JAK-STAT; regulation of transcription by RNA polymerase II; response to peptide hormone
Molecular function (GO): DNA-binding transcription factor activity, RNA polymerase II-specific; RNA polymerase II cis-regulatory region sequence-specific DNA binding
Source: RefSeq, a predicted model, not a curated record